Molecule: messenger RNA, 1131 nt
Organism: Trichoderma asperellum CBS 433.97
Lineage: Eukaryota; Fungi; Ascomycota; Sordariomycetes; Hypocreales; Hypocreaceae
Source: RefSeq, a predicted model, not a curated record
AUGGCCUUUCCGGGACCUCCGCCACCUGGAAUUGAUCUCAAUCAGGACAGGUCGGCCGAUCUUAUUGGAGCAUGGACCUCGACUUGGAGUAUGGCUGUAAUUAUGGUAAUCCUACGUAUCGUUUGUCGAAAAUUGGUAAAAGUCCGAUUAUGGUUGGAUGAUUGGCUUAUUAUCAUCUCUUUGCUAUUUUCCGGCGGAUUCAUGUUUACAGUUAGCAUAUAUAUGGUGGGCAAUGGCUUCUGCAGGCAUGUAUGGGCUGGCCCUCCAGAAGCUGGUAGAGACUGGGCGUUGGGGUUGUUCACCACCGAAUUCACUUAUACAAUCGGACUCUGCUUGAUCAAGUUGUCAAUUAUUGCUUUUUACUGGCGAAUAUUCACCACUCGGCUUCUUGAUAAAGUACUCCUUGGAAUUUUAGCCGGCAUGGUUAUCUGCUGGGGAAUGUUAACAACGGUAUUUCAAUGCAUUCCCAUAUCUGCUCUCUGGAACCAAUACGACCCGGUAAACCCGCCGGAUCCAUCUACAUUCGAAUGCAGUGUCAAGAUCCACCCCCUUUUUAUUGGAAAGUCUGUUCCACAUAUCGCGACAGAUAUACUUAUUUUGAUCUUCCCAAUACCUUACAUUUGGAAUCUUCAAUUAAGAUUGUCACAAAAGAUUGCAAUGUCUGUCAUAUUCGGCUUGGGAACUUUUGUCACGGCAGUUUCAGUUGUUAGACUCGUCUUCGUCCUUGAGCUAGACCUUAAUUCCGCUGAUGUUACAUGGGAAGAGUGCAGAGAAAUGAUAUGGACUGGAGUUGAAGUGUAUGUUGGCACUGUCUGUGCUUGCCUACCAUCUCUUAAGCCGCUAUUAAAUCUCAUCCUCUACCGCAGCGUUUAUCCGAAGUCGUAUUAUGGAUCCGCUGAAUCCGAUGCACAAACAAUUCAUGAGAUAGCUGAAGCGGCCAAGCGGCGGCGUCAACAGGAACGUCGCGACGCAAGCAUCCCAAGCGCAUAUUUAUUUGAUUCAAUGAGAAGCGCCAUGGAUCCACAUCCGUUUGAGCAGCUUUCCGAAGUCGAAAUCGGUAGCGUACACGGUGAUAUUGAGAUGGAGAGGUAUGGGGAGAGUUCGAAAGGAUCUCACCCGGACCAGACGUAA